Molecule: messenger RNA, 1600 nt
Organism: Cinclus cinclus
Lineage: Eukaryota; Metazoa; Chordata; Aves; Passeriformes; Cinclidae
Gene: PREB
Product: prolactin regulatory element binding
Exons: 8
Coding region: 1-1320 (439 amino acids)
Biological process (GO): protein secretion
Cellular component (GO): endoplasmic reticulum membrane
Molecular function (GO): guanyl-nucleotide exchange factor activity; GTPase activator activity; protein binding
Source: RefSeq, a predicted model, not a curated record
AUGGCGCCCCGGCGUCCCGCCGAGCUGUACCGGGCGCCGUUCCCGCUCUACACCGUCCGCCUGCACCCGCGGCGGCCCCUCGCCAUCACCGCCGGCGGAGGAGGCGCCGCCAAGACCGGAAUCCGCAAUGGCGUGCACUUCCUGCAGCUGGAGCAGAUCGGGGGGCAGCUCAGCGCCUCGCUGCUGCACUGCCACGACACCGAAACCCGCGCCACCAUGACCAUGGCGCUGGCCGGGGACGUCAUUGCGGCCGGGCAGGACAACAGCUGCCACAUCCUGCGCUUCAGCCUGCAGGAGCCUGAGGGUCCGGGCACCGCCGGGAAAGACGGCAGUGGGGACAAGGGCGCGCGGCGGCGGCGAGGCGCCGGCGGGGGGGCGCAGGGGAGCACGCAGAGCGGGGCCCGCGAGGUGAGGGUGGAGAGCCUGCAGCGAGUGCGCACCGACUUCAGCCCCGACGCCCUGCAGAAGGCCGUGCGCUUCAGUGCCGACGGAGCCCUGCUCGCCACCGGCGGGGCUGACGGCUUCCUGCGCCUCUGGGAGUUCCCCAGCAUGAAGAAGAUGUUGGAGUUCAGAGCCCAUGACGGGGAGAUUGAGGACAUCGCACUGGGCCCUGACAACAAGGUGGUGACAGCAGGGAGGGAUUUCCAGUGCUGCGUGUGGCAGCAGGACCAUCUGGUGACAGGUCUGCGCUGGCACGAGAACCUGCCUGGCAUCCCUGACAAGGCCUAUCGCUACCAGGCCUGCCGGUUUGGGGCCGUGGAGGGCAGUGCCGGGGCUCUGCGGCUCUACACAGUGCAGGUGCCCCACAAGCGGGAGCGCCGCCCCCCGCCCUGCUACCUGACCAAGUGGGAUGGGAAGAGCUUCCUGCCACUGCUGACACGGCCCUGUGGCUCCGAGGUGGUCUCCUGCCUCUCCAUCAGUGAUUCGGGCACCUUCCUGGGGCUGGGCACAGUGACGGGCUCCGUGGCCAUCCACAUUGCCUUCUCACUGCAGGUGAGCUGGGGCAGGGGUGUGGGGCAGCCCUGCUGGGCCCCGAACAGCCCCUCACCUCUUGUGUGCCCCCAGAGAUUGUACUACGUGAAGGAGGCCCAUGGCAUCGUGGUGACCGACGUGGCCUUUGUCCCCGAGAGCCGGCCCGGGCGGGAGCUGCUGGGGGGCCACGAGGCCGCCCUGCUCAGCGUGGCCGUGGACAGCCGCUGCAAACUGCACCUGCUGCCCACCCGCCGCUCCCUCCCUGUCUGGCUGCUGUUGCUGCUCUGUGCCGGGCUCAUCGUGGCCACCAUCUUACUGCUGCAGCUCGCCUUCCCAGGCUUCCUGUAGCCCCCUGGACCCCGGAGGGACCCCUUGGCACCAGGAGCGACCCUCCAGCCUCCACCUACCCCACACAGACUGUGAAGGACAUGAGGGACCACCCCUGGCCCCGCUGUCCCCGCUGGUGUCGGGGAGCAGAUGCGGGUCCAGGGAGCCACGCAGGGCGCUGUCCCUGUGGGACUGUGCUGGCAGCAAUGCAGGGCUGGCCCCGGGACAGGGGGGCUCCUACCCCAGGAGAAGAGGGUCCUGCUGGCCCCCCGCCCUGCUGCUGCCAUUAAACUGGAGCAUG